UCCAAAACUUUAGAGAGUGUUUUGAAAGUAUAGGGUACAAAUGUGUUAUUGGGCCAAACUACAAAAUUCAAUCACAAACUCUUGUGCUCGCAGAAAUUUCCACCAGUCUAAUUGAAUUGAACUCUUUGUUGAUCAUCUCAAUUUGGCCUAAUUCUUCAUGCUUUACAUAGGUUUUUACCAACUAAAAAGAACAAGAGGAGGUAUCAGAUAGACAAUGAGAUAAAAGCAAUGCUAAGGGAAAUGAUCCAGAAGAAAGAGAAAGCCAUGUCAAAUGGGGAAUCAUGUGAGAGUGAUCUACUAGGCUUGCUUUUACAAUGCAAACAACAGAUUGAGAAUGACAUGACAAUUGAAGAUAUAAUAGAAGAAUGCAAGUUGUUCUACUUUGCUGGCCAAGAGACCACUGCUAACUGGCUUACAUGGACGAUGAUUGUCUUGUCUAUACAUCCAGACUGGCAAGAGAAGGCAAGAGAAGAGGUUCUACAGAUCUGUGGGAAGAAAACCCCUCAGCUUGACUCAAUAAACCACCUCAAGAUUGUUUCAAUGGUUCUACAUGAGGUUAUAAGGUUGUAUCCGCCUGUGAUGGGUUUAUAUCGACACACUCUCCAGCAAAACGACAUCGGUGGCUUGUGGCUUCCUGCUGGGGUCGACAUUUUCUUACCAAUACUGCUAUUACAUCACAAUCCCGAAUACUGGGGCGAUGAUGUGGGAGAAUUCAAACCAGAGAGAUUCGCUGAAGGAGUUUCCAAGGCAUCAAAAGAUCAGCUUGCAUUCUAUCCAUUUGGUUGGGGACCAAGAAUCUGUUUAGGCCAAAGCUUUGCCAUGAUAGAAGCAAAGCUUGCUCUAGCCAUGAUUUUGCAACAUUUUUCAUUUGAGCUUUCUCCUUCAUACACACAUGCCCCCUAUACUGUUAUAACCCUUCAACCGCAACAUGGAGCUCAAAUAGUACUACACCAAAUCUAA
Ilex paraguariensis (yerba mate) is the source of this 960-nucleotide messenger RNA. The record is from the annotation of a GenBank genome assembly. NCBI's taxonomy places the organism in Eukaryota, Viridiplantae, Streptophyta, Magnoliopsida, Aquifoliales, Aquifoliaceae.